Neospora caninum is the source of this 1740-nucleotide messenger RNA. RefSeq lists its product as hypothetical. Gene Ontology annotation, cellular component: nucleus; tRNA (m1A) methyltransferase complex. Lineage: Eukaryota; Apicomplexa; Conoidasida; Eucoccidiorida; Sarcocystidae. The transcript is spliced from 10 exons. The record is from RefSeq and is a predicted model, not a curated record. Bases 1 to 1740 code for a protein of 579 amino acids. Gene Ontology annotation, biological process: tRNA methylation.
AUGGUGAACCGUGCAGCCAGCAAUCCGCUCUUCGACGAGGGGCUGGGAGACGCAGCGUCUCCGUCCCCAGCCGAAGGCUCCGUGACGCAGAAAAAGCGAAAACUCGACACUUCACAUCGCGAACCGCUUCUUGCCAACAAAGUGAAUACCAAAUACAGGACGUCUCCUUGUUCUCCUGCCUCGUCUCCUUCUUCUUCAGCCGCGCUUGUGGAAGAAGGAAUGUUUGUUGUGCUUGUAUGCUCGCUCGGCCGUCGUUUCGUCGUUCGCGUGCCGCGCUGUUUGGAGUCUGGUGAUUUUCGAGAGGAAGAAACGAGCGAAGAGCCUGCCUCUGAAGAAUGCGAGACGUCGUCUGUUCGACGCAAAGAUGACGCGGCACACGGAGAAUGCGGAGACUCCCAAGGCCCCGGAGGACGAAACGGAGGCAAGAGUCGCAGGGAGACUGGAAGUGGGAGUCGAAGCGCGUCUUCUGGAAGCUGGGUUUCGUCAGCGUCGCCCUUUGAUUUUCCGCUUUCGCUUCUUCCCGGCCAUCCGUUUUUCUCGUCAUUUGUCUGUUGUCGCGGCAUCUGGCAAGUCGACGAGACGCCCAUGCGCGUGGGCGACCUUCUCGCGCACAUGCAGCGAGACGGCGAAGGAUCCGAAGAGGAGUCCGAGCCGUGUGAAGGGCGCGGUGUCUGUCGGCUUGCUUUCGACGUGCACGAAGAGGUAGAAGGAGACAAUCGCGACAUAGCAGACAGCAACGACGCCCAACAACUUACCGCUGGAGCAAUCGAGUGUCUCAGAGAGGAAGGGCUGCGUGGCGAAGAGGUGAUUCGCAUGUUGAUGGCAAACAGCGCCACGUUUGAGAAGAAGACAAAGUUUGCGCAGGAGAAAUACAUCCGGAAAAAGAUGGCCAGACACCUGAAGCGUGUCACGGUCCUUCCCGCGACUCUCCGCGAAGUCUGCGAGGCUUACUACGCCAGUGAUGCCUCCAAAAUUGCACACCUGCGAAUGGACUAUCUGAGUUCGGUAUUGAUCAACGCCAACAUCAAGAGCGGAGACCGCGUCCUCGUUUUUGACCACGCCAUGGGCCUUCUCACUGGCGCUGUCGCGCUUCAACUUCACGGAGUGGGCCGCGUGUGGCGUCUGAUGGAUCGGGGCUCGAGCGACAAAAUCGACGGCGAGUUGAAUCUCCCGCCCGCGGUUAGACAAGUCGUCUUCAACGUCCCUCUGACCGCGGCAGAGUCUUGGCCCUCGAAGCGCCGGCGCCUUCUGGCUGUUUCCUCGCAAGGCCAGGCAGACAAUGGUUCUCCUGAAACUGGCAACUCUCAAGCCGUCUCUGCUAGUCCCUCUCCGUCCACUGUUGUUUUGUCUUCAAAUCGCUUUUACUGGGAGCUCGAGCAGAUGCACAGCUCGGGGGUGGACAGCGUCAUCUUCGUUCUGGGCCUGAAAAAGCUUAUCAAGGCAACCCCUUCAGACGCGCUCCCCGCCCUGAGACGUCUAGCGCAUCGGCUGCUUCUUCUCGCCUUUCGGCUCCUGAAAUCCGAGGGGCGACUUGUGGUCUUCUGCCACAACUGGGAGGUGGCGUCUGCCCUGCAUGCAGCAGCUGGUGCAUCUCGUGAAUUCGUUCACGUUCAAAUGCAGGAGUUCAUGCUCCGAGAGCAACAGAUUCUCCCUCGGCGCACGCAUCCGGUGAUGAAUUCGUCGCUUCCGCUCUUCAGCGGCUUCGUCGUAUCUGCCAUCCGCAUGCAGCCUGACAACUAA